This is a messenger RNA of Argiope bruennichi, 3431 nucleotides long. RefSeq names its product 14-3-3 protein epsilon. Bases 219 to 989 code for a protein of 256 amino acids. The transcript has 5 exons. Gene Ontology annotation, cellular component: cytoplasm. The record is from RefSeq and is a predicted model, not a curated record. Lineage: Eukaryota; Metazoa; Arthropoda; Arachnida; Araneae; Araneidae. Gene Ontology annotation, biological process: signal transduction.
GGCAUCAAAUUUUCAUCGUGAAAUGCGGCCAUUUUCUAUUGUGGUGGGUGUUGCGUGAUUGACGGAUUCUCUGUACAUUUUCUAAUUUAUAGAUUGUUCAGUUGUAGUAACUUUAUCUCUGCACUCUUUUACCAGCUGAGUUUCUAUAUAUUUUACUUCUUUUCACACUGUUUGAAGUAUACUUAACGAUUUUUGAGUGCUUCCUGCUAGUGUGAAGUAUGGCCGACCGGGAAGAUAAUGUCUAUAAAGCUAAGCUUGCCGAGCAAGCUGAGCGGUAUGAUGAAAUGGUUGAAGCCAUGAAGAAAGUCGCUUCUUUGGAUUUGGAGCUAACGGUUGAAGAAAGAAACUUGCUUUCUGUUGCAUACAAGAAUGUUAUUGGAGCCCGCCGAGCUUCGUGGAGAAUUAUUAGCAGUAUAGAGCAGAAAGAGGAGAAUAAGGGAGCUGAUAAUAGGCUGGAAAUGAUCAAGAGUUAUAGAGUGCAGGUAGAAACAGAGCUAAAAGAUAUCUGCCAAGAUAUACUUGAUGUGCUGGAUAAACAUCUAAUUCCAACUGCUUCUACUGGAGAAUCUAAAGUCUUUUACUACAAGAUGAAAGGUGAUUAUCACCGCUACUUGGCUGAAUUUGCCACUGGAAAUGAUCGUAAGGAAGCUGCUGAAAACAGUCUUGUGGCCUAUAAGGCUGCAAGUGAUAUUGCAAUGACUGAACUUCCACCCACUCAUCCUAUUCGUCUUGGUCUCGCUUUGAAUUUCUCUGUCUUCUAUUAUGAGAUCUUGAACUCUCCUGACAGGGCAUGUCGCCUAGCUAAGGCAGCAUUUGAUGAUGCUAUUGCAGAGCUUGAUACUCUGAGUGAAGAAAGCUACAAAGAUUCUACUCUUAUUAUGCAGCUCUUGCGUGAUAACCUAACAUUGUGGACAUCGGACAUGCAGCAUGAUGGUGAAGGUGAACAAAAGGAGCAGGUUCAAGAUAUUGAGGAUCAAGAUGUUUCAUAAGUCAUUUUGUAUUCAUAAAAGAAUGUGUUCCAUUUAUUUGUUACAAUGUGAGAUGGUUUUUUUUUUUGUUUUGUUUUACUGCAAUGUAGGGUGUUUCCUUUGCUCAUAUUUGAUCAGCAGAUGUUUUUGUCUAAAGAAUGUGAGUGUGUUUCCUUUAUUUGGGAACUUGCCAGCUGUAAAUCUUUUAAAAAUGUGUAUUUUACACUUGAUUUGAUACUCUAGGUUGAAUUGUAUUUAUAUUCAGAAAUUGUGUAUAAAAUUUAACUCUGUGCAGUUUUGUUUUUAAUUUAACUUCUUGCAUUUUUUACUUUUUUGCAUAUCCUGGAAAAAAUUAAAUUAAUAAAUUAAAUAAAUUUUGGUUUCAUUAUUGAUCUAAAAUUAACGUUUGUUUGCAAUCACUCUUUGAUGUAUGUCUGCAUGUUUAACAUAGAUGUGCGGAGCUCCGCUUUUUAAUAAUCAUCUAAAGGAAAAGGGCUUUAAAUUUUAAUCAAUUAUAUAUAUAUUUGUGUGUGUUUAUUAAAUGGAAAUCUAAUAUUUCACGUUUUUAGAUUAAAUUUUUUAUAAAUUCUAACUGUAAUUUAAAUUUUUCCUUUUUAAAAUUAAAAUAUUGGUGAUCCUCCCUCACUCCCUCUUGAUGUCAAAUAAACAGAAUAUUUCACACACAAACGUAUAUAUGCAUUUUAGAUCUGAAGUUUUUAGACAGCAUGCAUAAGGCUUUUGCAAUAUUUAAUGAUUAUUUUUUUUUUUAGUUUUAUUUCUUUUAAAUCCGUUUCUGUGGGAAGAAAAUUAUCCUUUAAAAAGACAAUUAAAAAUAUUUUUCAAUAUUGAUUUCACACAUUUUUUUUUUUUUUUUUCAUACUCAGGCAUAAAUAGGGUAGUUAUUAGUGUCAUUUUAGCUAAUAGAUUUUUUGGAGUAAAAUAGAUAACCUUGAUGUGAUCUAUCAAUUGGCUUUAACAACACUGUACUGCGUGACUUUUCGAACAAAGUUUACUGUAGUUUAAGUAUGGGGGAGGUUAGUAAUAUUGUUUGGUUGAUAAUUUGGAACUUUGUUAGAGCUUGUGUAAAUUAGUAUUUGAAAUAAAUAUUUUGAGAAACCCUUAUAGAUGCUGCAAUCAGAUAAUCCAGUGAUUUUAGUUUUACAUUUUAUCGUUGUAAAUUGUAAAUGGCUUGGCAAUUCAAAAUUUAAAUGGAAAGCAUAUAUUCUGGUAAAUAUGAACUUUAUUUUUACUAGAUAACUUGCGUUAUUCCUAUCCAGUUCUUAAUGAUAUUCCCUCCUUCUAAACUUAGAAAUUCUUUUAUCAUUCUUGUCAUAAAUUAAGUUCAAUUUUUAGAAUCUUGUCUUUUUUGUGAGACUGGUGCUAAAUUUCUAGUAGCUCUUUUCCUGAAAGAAUGUCUUUAUGUCUAGUGUUCUGUGUUUGAUGUAAACUGAUAUUAGAUACUUCACACCAAGUAUUUCCGACUUUUUUCUCCAUUAUUUAAUAACUUGAAUUGAAUCGCUGUUUCCAUUUUAAGUAUUUGGACCAAUAUUUUCAGAAUUGCAACCAGUAAAUCGGAAUCAAUUAUGGUCAUAAAGGUUGUAUCUUAAAGUUUAAAAUUUAUUGGUUUCAAUAAUUCACUUUUAUUUUAUAAAGUACAUCUGCUAUAACAAUCUGUACAAAAUUAUUGUAAAUUUUUUUUAAUUUCAGUGCCUUGGUAAGCUAUCAGGUAACAUAGAGUAUUUAUACCUAUUUUAAUUUAAUUAGCUACUUUUAUAAUCUAAAUAAAAUUGAGAACUACUAUUCAAGUAUUAAACAUUUUCUCCUAUUUGCAAGUUUUUCUUAACAUUUAAGAAUUUUAAAUGUAAUGAUUUGGGUACACUUAUUAUGUAUUAUCAGAAAUACUUCAGUGGAUAGAAGUAGCUAUUAUUUCUGUCACUAAAAAAAAAAAAAAAAGAAUUUAUCAAAUUCUUUUCUGAAAUAUUUUUCUUGCACAACUAUUUUGAAACUUCUUGAGAUAUGUAAACUAGAUAUUUGCUCAUAGGCAGCAUUGGUAAGUGCCCACCUUUGCCAUAGUAUUUUCACGAGACUUGCUUCUAAAUUAUAUGGGAAAAAAACAUUUUUCAAAAAUUCUCAUUGUAUAGACUGAAUUGUUUCUGUCUGAGGAAAAAGAGGCACAUAUUAUCCAAAACUGCCUAUGGAGUAUGGUUGAGCCAGGACCCAUAAUAUUGUACAGAUGUUUUGUACACGGAAUUCUGUUUGUUCAUUGUUUUAUGGUGUAACGCAAAGUGGCACUGUAAUGUGGUUUGACAUCUUUUCACAUUUUUCAUUCCAUCUGUAGAACAGAACAUUGUGUGCUUUUUGUACAACAUAUUUGUUAGUUCUUGCUAUGUAAACAGUCAUUCCAGCGGAAUGUAGAAGAUAUCUCAAAAUGUGUUUUAUGACGUAAUAAACCAAUAAAUGUCA